CUCUGUUACACACCUUGUGCUGUAGAGGGCAGUAGAGGCCUUCUGGCAGUAGAGCAGUACACACUGACAUGGAGUAAUAAAUAUCCUCAGUAAAGUUAAUACUGGAGCACUGAGAGGAGAAAUAACUCCCAUGGAGAAAGAUGCUCAGAUGCAGAAUGUUAAUAUUAAACACUCUCACACCUUCAUAUGAUAGUUUAUACACUGUAACUGAUCAGAGGCAUGUAGUUCACACAUUAUUCACACACACACUUCCUGUAGAGCUCUUUCUCACACUUCUAGAAGGGGAAAUGGGUGUGCUGUGAGUUUCUGCUUAAGGCACAGAUGAAGACACACAGCACAUUCACAGAGCGGGACAGAGACAGUAACAGUGUGUAACACGACAGGAGCGUUAAUAUCUUUCUGAAGUGGACUUGGUGUGGAGAUCUGGGAGUGUGAACUCAGGAUGAAGAUCCUCCUCAUCUUCACCCUCUGUCUGAUCUCAGAUGGAGGAGACUCCAAGGAAGUAACAGGAUAUUCAGGAGGAGGAGUCCUUAUCAAGUGCAAGUAUACUACAGAAUACAGAGAAAACCAAAAAUAUUUCUGUAAGGGUUCAGUACCAGGCUGUUCUGACCAAAUAAAGACAGGAGCUAAAAACGAGUGGAUAAAUUCAGGAAGAUUCUCACUGUUUGAUGACACCAAAUCAGCAGAGUUCAGUGUGAUGAUCAGAGAGCUCACUGUAGAGGACACUGGGACGUACCAGUGUGCAGUUAAUAAAGAUUUAUGGAAAGACAUUUACACACCUGUGGAACUGAAGGUGAAGGAAGAUCUGUCCUGUGAGAAGUCCAUCAGUAAGACUGUCCAUGUAGGAGGAGAUUUGAAUAUCAGCUGUAAAUACCCACAAUCCCUCAGGAGUGACCCCAAGUUUCUCUGCAAGACGAGGCUGCAACGUGCUGCUUGUUCUUAUAAAGAAUCUGUUAAAGAAAGCAGAAAAUAUGUAAAUAUGGGGAAAUUCUCCCUGUACGAUGACAGAGAAACACAAAUGUUGACUGUGAGUAUUAGAAAUGUAACUGAGCAGGACUCUGGUGAAUACUGGUGUGGAGCUGAAGCAGCCUGGACAUCUGAUCAUGGAUACAAGGUUUAUUUCACACAGAUCGACCUGACAGUUACUGAUCCACAUGUCCCAGUUUCAACCUCGAUAUCAACACAACCUUCAUCAUCAUCAUCAUCAUCCUCAUCAUCAUCAUCACCAUCAUCAUCAUCCUCUUCUGAGUCUACUCCAGCUUCUCCUCCAGCAGGAUUUCCAGCUUCCACUGUGAUCACUGUGUCUGUAAUUCUGCUGCUGCUUCUGAUUGGAAUCAUAUUCCUCUUUGUGAUUCUACAUAAGAAAUGCAGGAUACAAGCAGGUACAGCUUCUAUUGGUGAGAGUUCUGUCCAAGGCUCAGGAAACGACCAAGAGGUAACUGUCUUCAUCAGUGUGUGUGUUCAGUACCACAAUUUACUGUCUUUGAAAAUCCAUGAAAACAUUUAUAUGUGUUGUUUCUGUUUCUCUGUGCUUACUGUCUUUGAUUAUGAGGAGGUUAAAGACACCAGACGCCGGUCUGCCUCAGACGCUGGAAAAAUUUACUGCAAUGUUCAACUAGCCACAAUCCCCUCUGAUCCUCCUCAAAAUGUUUAUGCCAACAUGUAGUUGAAAUGUUUACUCUACUCCUCAAUUACCCACAAUCCCUCCUGAUCAGGAAAUCUACUCCACAGCUCAGUUACCCACAAGUCUCUCUGAUUCCUGAGUCAGUGCUGAUCAGCAGUUAGUUGAGGAAUCUGCUGAAGGCCUGAAUUAUUGGCUAGGUUAUAAUAAUUAGGUCUCCAAGCAUCACCAUCAUCAUCGUCAUCAUCAUCAUCAUCAUUCCACAUGUCCAUUCAUCCCAGUCAGUAUUUUUCAUCUUCAGUAACUGUGUCCUGGUCAGGUUUGUAGUAGAUCUGGAGCCUCGGGAACACUGGACGUGAGGCAGGAAUACACCCUGGGAGGAACACCAGUCCAUCGUAGCUUCUGGUAUUUUCUCUAAUUUUACAAUAAGUGCAGAUUGUGAUUUUUCUUUAAUAUGAUCACUGCUUGUGGCUAUAUUCAUCUUUGUAUUUUCAUCCAUUUUGAAUAGCUAUAUGAACGUAUGGUAUGUACUGAGUGUGGUGUGUAUUGUAUGUGUGGACUAUGGUAUGUUUGGAAAGAAAAGCAGUAUGUAUUAAUAUAUGGAGAAAGGUAUGCAUUGUACUGUAUAUAGGAGUAUGAUUUUAAAUAGUAUCUUUACAGAGAGUGAGUGCUAGAAGAAAGAGAGAAGUGGAGACAUUCGUCUUAUCUUAACCCCAAAGUCUCAAAAUCAGCUUGACCCACUCACUUCACUUUCACUUCACUUUUUUUUCACGUUGUUGUUCAUUUUUACUUUGUCUUAUAGUGACCACACUCAUUAUUACUGCUCUGCGUACUUAUAUCAGCCAUCCUCAUGCCCUCUGUUUCAUAAUCAAGAAUUCUGUCGUGUAUGCUUAUUCAGAUAAAAGCACAAAGUGUAUUUUUGCCAUUUAAAUGAUUUUUUUUAUGUUGAAUUCAUUAUGGACUGUUCACUUUUGAUGUUAUCAGCAGGAUGUUAUGCAAUAAAUAAACUUUCUCAA
Molecule: messenger RNA, 2637 nt
Organism: Ictalurus furcatus (blue catfish)
Lineage: Eukaryota; Metazoa; Chordata; Actinopteri; Siluriformes; Ictaluridae
Product: CMRF35-like molecule 6
Exons: 6
Coding region: 443-1666 (407 amino acids)
Source: RefSeq, a predicted model, not a curated record